UUUUCUUCCUAUAUAUGUUUCUGUUUUAUGGACCAGAAGAAUCUUACAGAAAUUGGGAGAAUAUAGAUGCGGAUGUCUACACCUCCCAACUAAACCUGCAUGUCGGGUCCCGCGCAACUUUCUCUCAUAUGCUACUUUGGAACAAUGAAUCAGACCUAGAUUGAUAAUAAGAGCGUGCAUGGUCUUUUUCGAUCUCAUCAGCUACUAAAAAAUGUAUUUUGCGAGUAUGCGACCACGGCUUGCUCAUGUCGGGCCUCCGGUUCGGAUGCUUUGGUCACGGAACUUUUCCUCCUCCUCACGACGUUACGAGAUUAGAGAUGUUGCAACUCUACCAAAACGACUGAUACCAAAAUACCAAGAAUCCCAAGAGGGCGAUCUCCUUUCCCUCCAAUGGCCAGCCCCCCCGCGGAAUAUCUUCGUCGUGAAGAAAGACUAUUCUCCGGCCAUCACUGCCUCUCUAAUUGAAUUUGCUAAUCAUGCGACAUCUACCUACCCAUCGGCCUCGAUCAUUCUAGAACCCAGUGUCGCAGAGGAAAUACACUUGUCACUUCAGUCGCCUGUUUACACCGCCCCUCUCGACCAACUACGACCGGCAUUGCACGAUAAGGUGGAUCUCACCGUUACUCUCGGGGGAGAUGGUACAAUCCUGCAUGCCUCGUCCUUGUUUGCCACGUGCUACAACGUCCCGCCGGUGCUGUCAUUUAGCAUGGGAACAUUGGGUUUCUUGAGCGAAUGGAAAUUUGCCGAAUACAAGCGCGCAUUCCGCGAGGUAUACAUGUCAGGAGCCGGCGUUGGGGAUCGCGCGACGGUGCUGGGAGACUCCCGGCCAGCCUCAGCCGACGAAGCACUGGAUCUGGAAGCGAAUCCUACUGGAUGGUCCUCGGUACGGGGGAAGUCGAUGGGCUUAACGCGCGGCGCCCGAAUCUUGAUGCGCAACCGACUGAAGGUUGGGCUCUUUACGGCAGACGGCAAGCCAGUCCAACGGGAAUCCACAUCAGCGGCCAUGCCAAACGUCUUGAACAACCAGGGAGUAUACGUUAUGAACGAGGUGCUCUUGCAUCGAGGCAAAGAGCCACAUUUGGCGGUGCUGGAUGUCUAUGUUGGGGGCCGGUUUCUGACGGAAGCCGUGGCCGACGGAAUCAUUAUCUCGACACCGACGGGUAGCACAGCAUACAGUCUGAGCAGUGGAGGCAGUAUUGUGCAUCCACUCGUGCCCGCGGUUCUACUAACACCGAUCUGUGCGCGGAGUCUAAGCUUCCGGCCCUUGGUGCUGCCAUCCAGUACUCCGAUUACUCUCCGACUGAGCGAGAAGAACCGGAGUCGCGAGUUGGAGGUCAGCAUUGACGGGGUGAACUUAGGGCAAGGGUUGACCGCGGGAAUGGAGGCAAGAGUAUGGGACGAAGAGAUGCGACAUGGCAAGAAUGAAUGGCAAGGAGGCGUGCCAUGCGUUAUGCGAAGAAUCACCGGUGGGGAAGCACACGAUGGAUGGGUUGGAGGCUUGAAUGGGUUGCUGAAAUUUAACCAUCCAUUUGGUGAGGAACGCUGAUUCAAGUACUCACUAUGAUUGACUACACACCACAUAUGCUUGUACAAACCAGCGAAGUGUAUGGGUGGCCUGGAAGAGGAGGGUUAGGAGAUAAGC
Molecule: messenger RNA, 1642 nt
Organism: Aspergillus costaricaensis CBS 115574
Lineage: Eukaryota; Fungi; Ascomycota; Eurotiomycetes; Eurotiales; Aspergillaceae
Product: NADH kinase POS5
Exons: 4
Coding region: 212-1546 (444 amino acids)
Biological process (GO): NADP+ biosynthetic process; NAD+ metabolic process
Molecular function (GO): NAD+ kinase activity
Source: RefSeq, a predicted model, not a curated record